CGGGUGGACCCGAACAAGGUCGAGAACGACGAGAUGCUGAUCGAGCAGCCGGAUGAACAGGAAAACCUGCGGUGGUUUUUUGGCAACCUCUCGCUCGGCGUAGUACCCAGCGCAUCUCUCGACGUUCUUACACCGGGUCGUUGUGUGGCCGGCGGCGCAAGUAGAUCUUCUGGCAGUUCUUGCAGUAGGCCGCGAGAAGGAGCUGUCUAUAAUCAUCCGGUCGGGGUUCACGAUCACGUUCACCACAACGUCGCCGGGCACAACAGUGAGCGCGAAUCAUUUUGCCGUGCGGCUGGUGGCGAAAAUGGCGAUGCAUCAUCGGCUUUCGCCGGCGAACAUGCUGGUGAGGGGGGCGAAGAAGUAGGAGAUCAAGUUCAGGAUCAUAGUCGGUUUGACCUGUUUGACCGCACUGAAGAUGACCGAGACCAGGUUGAAUGUAUGAAUGAACGGGCACUAAGUCAACGAUUCGGAGUUUUGGAACUAGAACCUCAGCGGAUGGUCGUGUGCCCCUACCCGCGCGCAAGGCGGUUCGCCCAGGAGCUGAAUCGCCUAUCCGAAAUCCCCAGCGAGACGAGUCCAUCUCAUGCGGGACAAGGUAUGGAACAAGUAGUUCGCAGCUGCGGUGGCAGCAGCGGAAUAAGCGGUUGGAUACAUCACCAUGACCAAGAAGACACCAGAGGUAAGAAUGCAUGCCGUCAGCAGGGUUGUUGGGCCGCUUCUUCCACAGGCACCGGUGCGCCGCCUCCCGCGGGAGGUACGAGCACAGGUGGCCGCGGGGGAGCAGGGGUCCUGCCGACGUCGGGAAAUCUGCGGCAAAAUCUGAACCAUGUAAUGUAUAAAGUUCCCUCGGUGCAAGCGGUCGAGGAGCAGAAUCAAAAGCUGAACUACUUUGCGGAUGCAGAAGUUGUAGUAGACGAAGCGGCUAGUAGUAGUCCCGAACAGAAAGUAGAUUUCUCGUCCCCGGGGGGCGCGUCGCCGUCCACCUCUUCCUCACCGACAGCGCGAAAUAGACGUGCUACAACUCCGCAGCCGCCAGCUGGUGGUGUGCACCCGCGGCUGCGGCAGUUGUUCAACUCGUGCACCAUAGCGGCGAAGCGGUGGAACCAGUUCACCACGCAAAGAGAACGCCAGAAAGCCCUCAAGAACGCGGUCGAGCAUGAUGAUGCCAAUAUGGUACUUCCGCGUGCGUCGUGUCCGAGCACAACCCGGGCGCGAGCGAAGGCGCUGCUGGGUAGGUAUCGUCCGGUGUAAAAACGUAGACGUAUUCAUGCUGAUCCCACUUUUUUGGUCAUACAGAAACACAUGCCGACGACGCCUAGCGGCGAGUUUAUCAUGUUGUAUAUGGUCUUUUGAUGGCAUUUGGAACCAAUCGAAUUGCUGCGUAAAACAGGAUAAGGCGCCAGCUUUAUUUUUGCGAUGCUACUGCACUACCUAACCAGUACUACAAUAUGUGCCCAGACGAGGAUCACUUGUCAUUCAUGAGGAGUGCCGAAACUUCUGAACUUGGCUAAUGCAGAAAUUCCAACUUUUUGUUCUUGACUUUGGGAAAAUGGAUUAAAAUAUGGUUUUACACACGAUAGCGGGAAGCACGGGUUUAAAAACAUCACGAAGGAGACGCAGGCGGUGUUGCUGAACCACUACAAUCGGCAAUUGAAGCAGUCUUUGUGUGACGAGAGACUGCCAAUAGUACUCGAGGGACAAAAGGAACACGCUUCGGACGAGGAGGACGCAGAAGCACACGAGAAGUUGUCCGGUGGCGGGACGAUAGGGCGCGACGUCGAAAUGGAGGUGGAACGGAAGUCCAGCGGCGGGUCAUCGUCCACCUCCGGUCCUAGCAGUUCUUCCUCCUCGGUGACCUCGCAGGCAGAAGACCACGGACAGACGAAGAGCUCUGGCAUGAUCUCUACUAGCGGCCUGCGUGACAAGCGGUCUGAUUCUGCGGACAGCCUGCCUGAGACCGUGGUCGAGGACGAGGAGACUCUGGAGCAUUUUUGCCCGGUCUGUGGCAAGAAAUUUCAACAAAGGGUAGUACAACUAGGGAACAAUAGUGGAAGUGGCCUAGAAGUUGUAGGCGGACCAUGUGAAGAUGGUGAAGCGUCACAGGUACAACAAGAUUCCUGCACGUGCUGCAACAGUCCGGCUCUGGUACGGCAGCUGUCCCCUCUUCCUCCCCCGCUCGCGCAUCUCGCGCCGCUGAGCGAGGCCGAACUGGCGCGCUUCUUGACGGAUGAGGAGUGGCACACGGCCCGGGCGGCCAGGCGGGGCGAGGGAAUGCAUCCCGGCAUAGAAAAAAUGAUCCGCGAGGACGAAAAAGUUGAAGCUGAAAAUGAAAGUGGUGCUGGAGGAGUAUCACACAGAAAAAAGCUGGCAGGGCAUAUUUGUAAUGCGAAAAUAAAUACACAAAAAAAUCUGUAUUGCAUAUCCAAAACAGCAUGCUAUGGGGCCACCCAUGACAAAUUUUUCUGUGUAUUUAUUUUUGCAUUAGAGCGGGGUAACAAACCUGCCAUAAGAAGUUACCGGCUAACUUCUCAUCCACCCGGCCGGGUGGAUGAGAAGUUAGCCUCAGCGAGCCCGUCCGCGGUUGCUACCGGCUUCCCCGUCGGGCUCGCCGCGCCCGUCCGUCGUUCCCAUUCCCAGAUCUCGGCUGGAGGGGGGGGGGGGUGAGCACAUGUAAAAGGAAUUGAGCACUUUAAUAUAUGCGCGCAAAAGUUGUAAUUCGCGAUAUCUCUCCAAGGAAGUAGCAUUUGCUACGCAUUUCUACUCCUAGAGUCUCUAGCAUGCAUGUAAAAGUAAGUAGCAUUUGCUUGAUAUGCAUUUUCCCCCCCUGGUUCCUUCGUGUUGGUUGGUUUGGUUGAUAUGCAUUUUCCCCCCUUGCGAGUCUGGUUUAACUCGCAACCAAACCAACCAACACGAAGUAACCAGGGGGGAAAGUGCAUAGGUUUAACUCGCAGCCAACUACUCGCGCGCAUACGUGCGUAGACCUCUUGACAUCCGUCUUGAGGUUUAGGGCCGGAGCGCUCUCAGCACUGCCGAAGCUAUAGAACCUGAAGGGAGUGCACGCCCGAAAAGGAUCAGAGCGCAAGGCUUUUUGAUAGCACUUUUUUCCAAAUGGCUUCAGAUCUGGGAAUGGGAACGACGGACGGGCGCGAGCCGGACGGGGAAAGGGGUAGCAACCGCGGACGGGCUCGCUGAGGCUAACUUCUCAUCCACCCGGCCGGGUGGAUGAGAAGUUAGCCGGUAACUUCUUAUGGGAGGUUUGUUACCCCGCUCUUACAAAUAUGCCCUGCCAGCUUUUUUCUCUGGGAUAAGGAGGAAGGGAACACGAUGACAGCUCUGCGUCUCCACGAAGUGGAACAAGUACACCGCUAUUAAAUAAAACCCUGUGUGGAUGUGGCUGCGGGGGUGCCGACAACCCGAAAAUGACAGGCGAUGGCUUCGGAGAAGAGAAAUCUUUCGAGGAUUUUUUCACGUGUGAUGACGGAAGAGCGCACAUGCUUUUCCAUAAAAGCAACGACUCCGCCCAGGAAAGGGUGGGAGGUUGCAAGAUGAACCCGCCGCGGCACACGGUGCCGCACGCCUACUCUGCAGAGGACGAGGCGGAACAGAAAUCACUACGUCCGCCUGCAGAUGGUGCUGGUGAGCCGCAAGAUCUUGACGGGUCAUCGCACCCGCCCCAUUUUUGCGGCAUUUUCAGUCGCAACACGAGCCCCGGACCACCCGAGGAGGACCGCGGCAGUGCCAGUGCGCCGGGCGACGACGACGACGUCGAUGAGGAUGACCUGUAUUCAGAAGCUGACAGCACGAUCAGUAGCAGAAGCCUAGAGAGCAGUUUUGGCGGAAGCAGCAACAGCGGGGCAUCGGUGAAGUCGUUGUCAAAAGAUCUGUGCCCCCGCGGCAAAGGAAAUUCAUUUUCACCUCCUGCCGUCAGUGAAACCGAAAGCCGCGAGGCCGACGAUUAUAGCGUUCCCAAGGCAGAAGAUGUGGACGCGCAUGGCCGGCCGUACCGUGGAGAAUUCGGUCCGGGCUACUACAGACCGCACCCGACUGAGCUGCCGCCCUGCGGGACGAUGUGAGGCAGUAUCAUACUAUGGGAGGUGAAUGAAUAAAGAUGGACACCCAUCGCGGCCGGUUUUCACCAUUUACUUCGGAUCGAAAGACGAUGAGAAUUUCACAGAGGGGUUUAAUAUUGCAUGUUGUGUAAUCUUUCCGUUUUCUAAGGCGACGAUCGGCCGAUCAUUGCAAUAGCUGUGAGACAUAUGGCGAUGUACUAGUAGUUCGACAAUGCAAAAUGAAAAUUAUCUACUAGCUGAAAGUAUACCAAAGAACGGCAAAUAAAAAUGACGAGAUGCAGGACGAUUCCGCUUGCUAGCAAAAAUGCAAAGUGGAUGCAAAACGAAAAGAAUUAAUGAUUUUAUGACUGAAACAACGGCCAAGCGCAAGCUAUAGCUCAGAUAGAAAAACUUUCUUCUGUCUCUGUCAGCUGCAGACUGGAUUUUCCAGGCUAUUUACUUACUCAGAAGACGCAACGUCUGCGUCGUUGACGGUGGCAGUAACUAUCCUGAUAAAAGAGAGGAUAUUGUAUCUAGAGAUAGCCGGCAAAGAACAAUGCGCAAAAAAAUAAUUCUUGCAACGAAAGGAAACAACGGCAUUUAAAAGAGCUGACUAGAAGAUGAUUUUUCAUGUAAUUUACAUUUUGAUAUGGCGCUUUUCUCCCCGAGAUUGGGCAAGACAAAAAAUGCAAUUGGAUUCAUACAACAGAUAAUGAUAAGGAAGAACCGAAAUACAGAGCUGAUAUACUAACGAUAUAAAGAAAGGCCGAGACAACUAUAGCUCGAAAAAAGUGAAAUCGCUGCGUCUGCAACACUGCAGCGGUGUAUCUAUUCCUUUCUCCAUAAUGAAAAUGAUACGCACCAAGGGUGACUCACUAACAAUUUCCAUCACAAAAAAAAUGCACGACAAGUCUAGUCUGAAGAGCGACACUGCAAUUUUCUUUCUCCACUAGGGGAAAGUUGCUUCGCAGCACUGUAAGGUUUCUUUGUUUUCUAUUUGGAUACUAGUGAUGUUAGUAGGGCUUUGUGAAAAAGUCUAAGUCACUAGGUAACGAGAGGUCGUAAAGCUGCUACUUACGCUCGUAUUCAUCUUCCACGUUCACGACAGACUGGUUCGGGGUCGUGUAUGACACACUUUGCCACUGAUAGUAAAUGUCUGGUCGGAUUAGUACUUCAACAGGAGUGCUAAGCCGGCCGGAUUGUUGAACGAAAUUCGGAGGUGAAAUGCGUACUGACACUAAGACUCAAGAUUAUUUCGCAUUAGCUAUAAUUCGUUCCCGCAACCGCAUAACCAUAAGCGAAUCUAUCUUUCAUCUUGUCACGUGAUGACGACAAGGAUCAAGUUAUUACAUCGUAAAUGCACGACCAAAGCAAUAUAUCGUAAAUGCACGCAUGGCACGCUUCUUAGUGACAUAUGCGGCCACCGGAUGAGGCGGUCGCGGUGGCCCUUUUUCUAGUCGAAGACAGCAUAGAAUCUCUACCCUUUAAUCGCAAAAUAAAAGAUUUGUAUUAACCAGCAGUGUGUUAGUGUUUAGCGACAUGCGGGUGUGGCACGACUACACUACUCAGCAGCAAAAUUUUAUACAUAGGUUGGCGUGCCUCAUGACUACAAUGUGCGUCUGUGCGCUAUUCUUGAACAAAUGGAAAUGAACUACGCCGUGGUCACUCGACAUGGCUGCUUGUUGUAACAAUAAAAUCUAGUGACCACUGCACUAGUGCGCAAUGACAUGUGAAAUACUGUUAACUUCUUGCUCUCUCAAGCUAGCCAGGAGAGCAGGUGCCGCAAGUUUAUGCCCAAACACAAGAAGAAAAUCGCAAUCGCCUAAAAUAUGUAGAUGAUAAGUCCAGCCCUGUUGUCACUGCUACACAAGAACUCCGCGGCCCUGGUGGGUAUUUGCUCCAGCUCUGACGACGGUAAUUUUUUCCUUAUCAGGCAGAACAGGCACAGCUUUUUAUGGAAUAGAUUCAAAGGGAAAAACGUGGUCGAAAGGAAAAGAUAAAAUACUCUUAUAUAUCAGUACAGAAUCUGUAGCGGGCCGUGGCUACGCAGUGGCAAGCACGGUCUCGUGGCGGAUUUCGAUUUUUGGGCAACGUUUUCUCGCAGAAGAUGAGAAAAGCAGUAGCGAUAUUAUUUGCGAUUGGUUUCGUCCUCGGGCUGGAGGAGGGAGUAGCACAUCACAGCAGUCCGCCAAAGGGCACACUCCUGCCAGCGUCAUCAUUAUUCUUGUCGGAAGAAGAAUGGACUGGUGGUCUCCUCCAGUUGGAAACUGAAGUGGGCCAUGGCUUCAUUGUCACUGCGAAUACUUUUUGUAGCAUCUUCAAUUCUCUGCAGAAAUGAAGUACUAGGCUGGUCCAGUUGUGGACCGCCACCGCCGAUGUGGAAGUGCCGACGAGAUUUUCUUCAUUCUCCUCGCAUGCUCCGUAGGUCGCUCUUUUUUGCGUUUUUCUUCAUCUGGAAGGAGCGCACGAGCAAAAUUAACCUCACUUCCACAUGCGAUUGAAAGAGCUGAAUCGGAUUUUUUAAGCUCCGCUUUCGUUGGCUGCGGGCGGCAUGGUAUCUUUCAGUUACUGUUUGGGAAUCAACGGUAGACUCCGGCUCGCUUCCUUAAGCGACGACCCCACGUCUAGUAUAAAGAUCAACGUAGUUGUCGUGCCAAGAAGUAGCAAUGGGUCGAUCAGGGCAUUUUCGGAGUGUGGUGAUUAUAGGCGUCGGGAGGUGUUGUGGUAAGUACAAGUAGGGUUUGGAGUUUUCACAAAAAAUUAUCUGCAACACCAUCGUGUUAACAUCUAGCAGGCAGAGGUUUUACUGAUGAAGAACUCUCAUAAAGAAUGAGCAAGAAGCUCUUCUUUGCUCCUGCAUCAAUUCUGUAAAAGGCAUGAGAUUCUCUCUCACCACACCACAAGAGGAAAAAA
Molecule: messenger RNA, 6962 nt
Organism: Amoebophrya sp. A120
Lineage: Eukaryota; Dinophyceae; Syndiniales; Amoebophryaceae
Source: the annotation of a GenBank genome assembly